Medicago truncatula (barrel medic) is the source of this 3723-nucleotide messenger RNA. RefSeq names its product protein QUIRKY. NCBI's taxonomy places the organism in Eukaryota, Viridiplantae, Streptophyta, Magnoliopsida, Fabales, Fabaceae. The record is from RefSeq and is a predicted model, not a curated record. The transcript has a single exon. The coding region runs from base 208 to 3324 and encodes 1038 amino acids.
GUGGUGAAUAACCAAACCCGUAGACUAGUGGAGAGGGAAUUGAAAAAAGUUCCUUGGCGAGAGAGCAUGGAAUCCAACCUGCUUACAACAAACCUUCCUUCCUUUCCUAAAUAUACGGAAAUAACAUUAAAAUAAUAAUAAUAAAAAAACGCAACCCACAACACAAAACCAAAAACGAGUCUUUGUUUCUCAUUUCUCGAUGAGACUAUGAACAUGGCAACGACGCCGUUUCAACAAGGACCGCCCCAAACGGUGAGAAGAUUGGCGGUGGAAGUUGUUGACGCACGCAACCUUCUUCCCAAAGAUGGUCAAGGAAGUUCCAGUCCUUACGUGGUGGCGGACUUCGACGGUCAGAGAAAACGAACCACCACCCGGUUUAAGGAGCUCAACCCGGUUUGGAACGAGUUGCUUGAGUUCAUCGUUUCUGACCCGGAUAAUAUGGAGUUUGAAGAGCUUGAAGUUGAGGUUUAUAAUGAUAAGAAAUUUGGGAAUGGUAGUGGUCGCAAGAAUCAUUUUCUGGGUAGGGUUAAGCUUUAUGGAACACAGUUUUCUGGUAGAGGUGAAGAGGCUCUGGUUUAUUAUACUUUAGAGAAGAAGAGUGUUUUCAGUUGGAUUAGAGGUGAAAUCGGUUUGAAGAUUUAUUACUACGAUGAGUUGUUACAGCAAGAUGAACAGCAACAACAACAACAGGAUCAGCCAUCGCAACCGCCGCCGGAGGAAGAACGACACGGUGGUGGCGCAGAGCAAGAGAGGAACAAUCACAGUCACAGGCAUCCGAUGAUGGUUGAAGAGGGAAGAGUUUUUCAGGUUGAACAGAUGGAGCAUUGUGUGCCACUUCCUGACGGUCCUCCUUCACCGCGUGUGGUGGUUAUGGAAGAAUCACCUUCUCCGGUGGUUCGUGUUCAACAAGAUCCACCGUUGCCGGAGAUGUACGCUCAACCGGAACCAGAAAUGCAGUAUCAUCAUCAUCAUCCUGAAGUGAGGAAGAUGCAAACAAUGAGGAAUGAUAGAGUGAAGAUUAUGAAGAGACCUAAUGGUAACGGUAAUGGUGAUUAUGCGCCGAAAGAUAUCUCCGGGAAGAAACCUAACGGUGAAUCUGAGAGGAUUCAUCCCUAUGAUCUAGUUGAGCCAAUGCAGUAUCUGUUUGUUAGAAUCGUGAAAGUUCGCGGGCUUAAUCCUCCAACUGAAAGCCCGUUCGUGAAGGUUCGAACCUCUAGUCACUACGUCAGAUCAAAGCCCGCGAGUUUUAGGCCCAACGAGCCCAAUGACUCACCGGAGUGGAACCAGGUUUUUGCCCUUGGUUACAGCAAAACCGAUGCAACCGGUGCUACGUUGGAGAUUUCAGUUUGGGAUUCACCUACAGAGCAAUUUCUCGGUGGUGUUUGCUUUGAUCUUUCUGAUGUACCUAUUCGUGAUUCUCCAGAUAGUCCUCUUGCUCCACAAUGGUACCGUCUCGAAGGUGGCGCAGCAGAACAAAACGCCGUUAGAGUCUCCGGCGACAUACAGCUUUCCGUUUGGAUCGGAACUCAAUCCGACGAUGCUUUUCCAGAAGCAUGGAGUUCAGAUGCACCGUACGUUGCACACACUCGCUCAAAGGUUUAUCAAUCACCGAAGCUUUGGUAUCUGAGAGUAACAGUAAUGGAAGCACAAGACCUGAAUCUAACACCGAAUCUACCACCGUUAACGGCGCCGGAGAUAAGAGUGAAGGUUCAGUUAGGGUUUCAAUCACAGAGAACAAGAAGAGGCUCAAUGAACCACCACAGCAUGUCGUUUCACUGGCACGAAGAUCUUCUCUUUGUCGCCGGUGAGCCACUAGAAGAUUCCAUGGUCCUUCUCGUAGAAGAUCGCACCACCAAGGAAGCGGCGUUACUCGGCCACGUGGUGAUUCCUCUGACGUCAAUCGAACAGCGUAUAGACGACCGCCACGUGCCAGCCAAAUGGUUCCCGUUAGAAGGUGGGUCCUACUGUGGGAGAGUCCACCUACGCCUCUGUUUAGAAGGUGGUUAUCACGUGCUUGAUGAAGCGGCGCACGUGUGUAGUGAUUUUCGUCCCACCGCGAAAUCUCUAUGGAAACCUCCGGUUGGAAUUCUUGAACUUGGAAUCUUAGGUGCUCGUGGUCUUCUUCCUAUGAAAUCCAAGGGUCCAGGAAAAGGGUCCACUGAUUCUUACUGUGUGGCCAAGUAUGGCAAAAAAUGGGUCCGAACCCGAACCGUGACGGAUAGCUUCGACCCACGGUGGAACGAACAGUACACAUGGCAGGUAUAUGAUCCUUGCACUGUCUUAACCGUAGGUGUAUUUGACAACUGGCGUAUGUUUGCUGAUGUGGCAGAAGAAAAACCAGAUUGCCGUAUAGGCAAAAUUCGUAUACGGGUAUCCACUCUAGAGAGCAAUAAAAUCUACACAAGUUCCUAUCCAUUACUAGUUCUGACUCGAAACGGUUUGAAGAAAAUGGGUGAAAUCGAGUUAGCGGUUAGGUUUGCAUGCCACGGGUUUUUUCCUGAUACAUGUGCGGUUUAUCAACAACCAUUGCUUCCAAAAAUGCACUACAUUCGUCCACUUGGCGUGGCCCAACAGGAGGCUCUCCGCGGGGCAGCCACUAAGAUGGUAGCUCAGUGGCUGGCUCGUUCAGAGCCUCCCAUGGGGCACGAGGUUGUUCGUUACAUGUUGGAUGCUGAUUCACAUGCUUGGAGUAUGAGGAAAAGUAAGGCCAAUUGGUUUAGAAUUGUGGCAGUUUUAGCUUGGGCUGUUGGAUUAGCUAAGUGGUUAGAUGAUAUAAGAAGAUGGAAAAAUCCAGUUACAACGGUUUUGCUUCAUAUACUUUACUUGGUACUUGUUUGGUAUCCUGAUUUAAUUGUUCCAACCGGGUUUUUAUAUGUAGUUUUGAUUGGGAUAUGGUAUUACCGUUUUAGACCCAAGAUACCAGCUGGUAUGGAUACAAGAUUAUCACAAGCUGAAGCUGUUGAUCCAGAUGAAUUAGAUGAAGAAUUUGACACAAUGCCUAGCUCCAAACCACCUGAUUUGGUUCGUGUUCGUUAUGACAGGUUAAGAAUGUUGGCUGCAAGGGUGCAAACUGUUUUGGGUGAUUUUGCUACACAGGGUGAGAGGGUUCAAGCAUUGGUUAGUUGGAGAGAUCCAAGAGCUACAAAAUUGUUCAUUGGAGUGUGUCUUGUUAUUGCUGUUAUACUCUAUUCAGUGCCUCCUAAAAUGGUUGCUGUGGCUUUAGGAUUCUACUAUCUUCGUCAUCCAAUGUUUAGGAACCCAAUGCCUCCGGCUAGUUUGAACUUUUUCAGAAGACUUCCUAGUUUGUCUGAUAGAUUGAUGUAGAUUAUUCAUGAUCAAAGAUUAGUUUUUAUUUUAUUGUUACAGCUUUUUUUUUUAAGUGAUGACAAUUUUUUUAGAAAUGAAAACUUAAUUUGUUUUACCAUAGGGUGAGGAAAGGACAAACACUAGUAGAGUAGUAGUGUAGCUCUUUUCAGUGUUUGAAAAAGCUGUCCUUAAUAAAAAAAAAAAAUUAUUGCAAGGCCAAGGAGUGAAAAGGGUUUGGGAAAGUGGCUAGAUGUCAUGAUUUAUUUUUCAAAUUGACUGACUGUGUGGCCACUGUAGGAAACUCGAAAUAAGAGAAAGGUGGGAGAAAUUUUGGGUACCCAACAGAACAUGUAUGUGAAUAACCUUUGAUAUCUUUCUGACAUUUCAAAAUUUAAAAAUACUUUGCAUCAAUUGCUA